Messenger RNA from Rhincodon typus (whale shark), 1208 nucleotides. Its product is annotated as CD63 antigen-like. NCBI's taxonomy places the organism in Eukaryota, Metazoa, Chordata, Chondrichthyes, Orectolobiformes, Rhincodontidae. The record is from RefSeq and is a predicted model, not a curated record. Gene Ontology annotation, cellular component: membrane. Bases 318 to 971 code for a protein of 217 amino acids. The transcript has 7 exons.
UGGGACAGAGUAAGGCUAGUUAGUUGUAUUGAUGAAUGUACACUUUUUUACAUGGCACUCAACAGCAUGUAUCCUGGUUAAUGAUGGGAGUUGAGGGACAGUAUAAUGUGCUUGCCUCUAGGCCAAAAUAUUCUGGUUAAAAUUCAUCCUGCUUCAAAUGUGUCAUAACAUGUCUCAACAGAUUAAUUUGGAGGGAAAAAAGCCUGGUUAAUUGAUUAAUCUGUCAAGUCUGAAUUUCUCUUAAUCCUGAGAUUUUUUUUCUUCAAAGCUUUUUGUGCUUGCAGAACUAGCAAUGGAAAGUGUUCGGUAUUGAGCUUAUGUGGCUGGGUGCUUCAAUUCAUUUGAAUCUAUACCCCAUUUCUUUACUGGCUAGUAAAUUGGUUCCUGCUGUACUCAUGAUUGCUGGUGUCCUCAUUUUUUUCAUGGCUGUCUUUGGAUUUGUUGCUGUUUGGAAAGAGGACAGUACUAUGAUGAAAGUGUUUCUGAUUCUGAUGAUUCUGGUCUGCCUUGUGGAAGUAGCUGUUGAGGUGUUUACAUAUGUCUUCAGGAGCCAGGUGUACAACAACAUAACAGAUGGCUUUGAGAAGUCCAUUCGUGGAUACGCAAAAUCUGUUCAUGGACAUGAAAAGUCCAAACUGGAAGGUUUGAUAGAUCAACUGCAGAUAAAGUUUCUUUGUUGUGGCUCUAACAAUUACACCGACUGGUUUAAGACCACGUUUGGGCAGGCAACUUUGUCUGUUCCAGUGAGCUGCUGUAUCAACAUGACUGAGUCUUGUGGGAGAGGUGUUUCCUAUCAAACAGCAAAUAUUUAUACAAUGGGUUGUACUAGAAUGCUGGCAGCAUGGAUUGAAGAAUGUUUUUCAGUUAUUAGAGGAACUGGUGUUGGCUUUACUUUUGCACAGGUUAUUGGGAUAUACACAUCAUACCUGUAUAUCAAGAAGCUUCAAGAUACUUAUGUGCCAGGCUACUGAUACAAGCUUUUAUUCAUAAUUAUUACUGAACAAUUCGGAUUUAAUUUUUUGUCUUUAUCCUCUUCAGACAAUUUAGACUUAUCAAGUGAACACUCAUGUAAUUUGGCAUUGUAGCUGUAUGCUAAAUGUAGUGUAUGCUUCGUGCACAGGAAGUGGUGAAACAAUAUAAUUAACUGUAAUGACUAAUGUGCUAAUAUUUUGAUCAUUGGAGUUUUUGUUUUAAAUUUGUGUUGGGCA